This is a messenger RNA of Lepisosteus oculatus (spotted gar), 8907 nucleotides long. Lineage: Eukaryota; Metazoa; Chordata; Actinopteri; Semionotiformes; Lepisosteidae. The record is from RefSeq and is a predicted model, not a curated record.
UGUGCUUUCACUUCUACAGUGUGUGUCGAUGAAUUUCCGAGCUUUAAAACACACAGCAUGAUUUACAUUCAGAUAUUUUAUUCGAUCUGAGGCAGAUCUUGGAAUACGCAUUGUGGAAAUAACUGAUGCCUACAGUACCUGGUGGCACAGUUCCAGCGACGAGGCUCCACCCUCCCGGAUAGCUGCUGCAGUGUCGAGGGAAACUUGACUGAGUCCAGACAGGUGAACGAGCCCAGCUGACUAAUCGUGUUGCGGGAAACCGUCAACAGAUUCUACAAUGGGGACAGGGCACAUCCCAUCAGUGUACAAGAUGACUCACCUGUCUGGCAUUUUCAUUCUAUUUCUCAGUGUCGUGGCUCAGGAACUGCCAUCUGUGCCUCAUGGCUGUACAGAGGGAAGCUGUUACCCAGCAACCGGUAACCUGCUCAUUGGCCGAGCUAGAGACCUGACAACAACCUCCACCUGUGGCCUGCAGAGCCCAGAGCACUAUUGCAUCGUCAGCCACCUGCAGGAAUCAGACAAGUGUUUCCUGUGUGACUCCCAAAGGCCAUACGACCCCAUCUGGCACAGGAACAGCCAUCAUGUGAGCAACGUCAUCUACCUACAGGACCAGAAUGGGGAUCUUACCUGGUGGCAGUCAGCAAAUGGAGAAGAGAAUGUCAGCAUCCGAUUGAACUUGGAAGCAGAGUUUCACUUCACGCACCUCAUAAUGAAGUUUAAGACAUUCCGCCCAGCGGCCAUGCUGAUUGAGCGGUCGGCGGAUUUCGGGCGCACGUGGAAACCGUACCGCUUCUUCUCCUACAACUGCACCAAAAUGUUCCCCCGUGUCCCGGCGAGACCCCUGCAGCUCAUCGAUGAUGUCAUCUGCGAGGAGCGCUACUCCGAUAUCGAGCCCUCCACGCUGGGGGAGGUCAUUUAUAAAGUACUCGACCCUGCCAUUGACGUCAAAGACCCCUACAGCCUGGAGAUUCAAGAGCUCCUUCGGAUAACCAACCUGCGGAUCAACUUCACCAAACUGCACACACUGGGGGACAACCUCCUGGACAGGCGCACGGAGGUGCUGCAGAAGUAUUAUUAUGCCCUCUAUGAGCUGGUGGUGCGUGGCAGCUGCUUCUGCUAUGGCCAUGCCUCAGAGUGUGCCCCCAUCGCUGGGAUCACUGCCACGGUGCCAGGAAUGAUUCAUGGCAGAUGUGUCUGCAAGCACAACACCGAGGGUUUAAACUGCGAGCAGUGUAAAGACUUCUACAACGAUCUUCCCUGGAGUCCGGCUGAGGCAGACAACCCACACACCUGCAGAGAAUGCAACUGCAACGGUCACUCCAGCCGUUGUCACUUUGACAUGGCGGUGUACCAGGCCACAGGGAAUGUGAGCGGAGGCGUUUGUGACGACUGCCUCCACAACACCAUGGGCCGCAACUGCGAGAUGUGCAAACCCUUCUACUACCAGGACCCCCUGAGAGACAUCAGAGACCCAGCUGUCUGCAUACCGUGCGACUGUGACCCUGUGGGCUCCCUGGACGGCGGGGUGUGUGACAGCCUCACGGACCUGGACAUCGGGAUGAUUGCUGGCCAGUGCCGCUGCAAGCAGAACGUCAAGGGCACCCGCUGCGACUGCUGCAAGGAGGGCUUCUACGGGCUCAGCCAGAAUGACCCCCUGGGGUGCCAGCCAUGCAACUGUGACCCUCGUGGAAUUAUAAUGGGAGGAGCCCCGUGCGACCAGAUCAGUGGUGACUGUUCAUGUAAGCGGUAUGUCACAGGCCGCUACUGCAACCAGUGUCUGCCAGAAUACUGGGGCCUCAGUAACGACAUUGCAGGCUGCAGGGCUUGUGACUGUGAUUUUGGAGGAGCCUACAAUAACAGGUGCCUGAUGGAGAAUGGACAGUGUGACUGUCGCCCACACAUCAUUGGCCGACAAAGAUGAAAAGAACAGCCUGCUUUUAAAAGCGCACACUUACACUGUGAUCUUCAGUGUCUUCGUGUUGUCUCUCUCUCUCUCUAGGGAAAGCCCAGACCAAAAGCUGAGACUGACUGUGUGGAGCACUUGAACAACCAACUCAGGAGGCACCGCCGCCAUCGGAGAAUCGCCAACGCCCAGCAGCAGAGGGCAGCACUGAGGAGGAUCCGGCAGUUGCAGCAGACGCCCGAUGUGAAGAUCGUGCACAGGGAAAGAUCUCCCGGACACAUGGUCACGUGGACAGGCCCCGGCUUUGCGAGGGUAAAGGAUGGAGCGGGCCUAGUGUUCCAAAUCAGCAACAUCCCUUUCGCGAUGGAGUAUGAUAUCAUGAUACGAUAUGAGCCAGAGUCAACAGAAGAUUGGGAAGCCAUAGUGAGCAUCUCAUCUGUCUUGUUACCCACAAGUUCCCGCUGUGGAAAUGUGCUUUCUUCUGAACAAAUGUAUCAUGUGACACUCCCUCAUCAAACAAGAUACGUCAAGAUGCCCAGACCGUUUUGCUUUGAGUCAAACAACCGCUAUGUUGUAGCAAUCCGCUUCCAGCGUCACAGAGCCUCCCAGAGACAUCUGACAGCUUUCAUACUGGUGGACUCUUUGGUUCUGAUUCCAAAGUACACUGAGCUGCCAGGUUUCAAUGGGAACGACCCAGUGUCAGUUCACCACAGGGAAGAGAUGGAGCACUACAUGUGCCUGGACUCCUUCAUGAUGGUGCCCAAGCCCAUGCUGGCAGAAAUGUGCACCAAACUCCUCUGCAGCAUCUCGGCCAUCCUGCAUGAUGGGGCAUUACCCUGUCAGUGUGACCCCCAGGGCUCCCUCAGCACGGUGUGUGAAAAGGUCGGAGGGCAGUGCCACUGCAAGCCCAAUGUGAUUGGCCUGCACUGUGACCGAUGUGCUCCAGGGACAUUUGGUUUUGGCCCUUAUGGCUGCAUAGCUUGUGAUUGCCAUUCUCAUGGGUCAGUCAGCAGCCUGUGUGACCCUCUCUCGGGCCAGUGUCGGUGUCAUCACGGAGCCACAGGAAGGCAGUGUGCCAACUGCCACCCCGGGCACUGGGGUUUCCCUAACUGCCGGCCUUGCCAGUGCAACGGGCACUCGGAGAGCUGUGACCCAUCCACGGGAGCCUGCAUCAACUGCAGGGACUACACUGCUGGCGAGCAGUGCGAGGGGUGUAUGAAAGGCUUCUAUGGAAACCCUGUUCUGGGCUCUGGGGAUCACUGCCGGCCGUGUCCCUGUCCAGGGAACCCAGGGAGCGCUCACUCGAACGGGGAAUCCUGUUACGCUGACCCUUCGUCCAACCAAGUCAUCUGCAAUUGCAAACAAGGAUACGCAGGCCCCCGCUGUGACCGAUGCGCCUCUGGGUAUUUUGGGAACCCAGAGAGAGCUGGUGGAGAGUGUCGGCCUUGCCAGUGCAAUGGCAACAUCGACACUCUGGACCCGGGCUCGUGUGACCCCCGGACGGGCCAGUGUCUGAAGUGUCUCUACAACACAGAUGGACCGACCUGCGGGGAGUGUAGGCCCGGUUACUAUGGCAACGCCCUGAUACCUCAGAACUGCAGGCGCUGCACAUGUGCUGCUGUGGGCACCCUGCAGUCUCAAUGCCAAGGAGACCUGUGCUACUGUGACAAGAAAACAGGGGCGUGCCCCUGCCGGCCCAGCGUCAUUGGGCAGAACUGCGAUCAGUGUGCACCCCAGCACUGGAAUUUGGGCAGGGACCUUGGCUGUGAGCCCUGUGCCUGCCACCUCCAACACUCCCUGCGUGCUGACUGCAAUAUGUUUACCGGACAAUGUCACUGCCGGCCUGGGUUUGGAGGACGAGUGUGUUCUGAGUGCCAGGAGGAUUACUGGGGAGACCCCACCACAGAGUGCAAAGAGUGCAGCUGCGACCCCUUCGGCGCCGAGAUCUCCCAGUGCGACCGACAGACAGGGCACUGCCAGUGCAGGGAGGGGGCGACGGGUCCGCGCUGUGACCAGUGCUCCCGCGGCUUCACCGGGAACUUCCCCAAGUGUGUGCGCUGCCACCCCUGCUUCGACCAAUGGGACGGGGUGGUGUCCCGCGUGUGGGCGGAGCUGGAGCGCGUUCGGGAGCAGGUGAAGAAGAUCCAGGCCACCGGGAUCACCUCCAGCCUCAAUGACGCCCGCAUUCGGGACCUGGAGAAGAAGCUGGAAAACAUCCAGAGGCUUAUUGAUGACAGGGCCUCUGAGAAGAUCUACCCCCUGGUCAAGCAGUAUGCUGAUGACCUGAGGGCAGCGAUAGACAACACAGAUGGGAGGUUGAUGGGCAUUUUUGGAGACCUGAACAGCACCAUGCAGAAAGACAGGAAGCAGCUCCAGAGCCUGGAUCUCCUUGAAACAGAUCUCGGAGAUCUCAACAGCACAGUGGCCAAACUCCGACGCAGACUGGAGAGCCUUAUCACUGCUGGGAUCACUGAGCAAUUUGAGGAGGUCCGUAAGUACUACAAGGAGUCCCUGGGUGCAGAGAGAAGAUGCAAUGGCUCAGUUUCUGGCCCUGACAGCCCUGUGGGACAGUCACAGGAAACAAGACGACGGGCUGAGGACCUCAUGAAGAAACAAGCAGACAAAUUCCAGCGCACAAUGGCAGCCCAUAAAAAAUCCCUGAAAGAGCUGCAAGACAAAAGCAAAGACAUGAACAAGAAGGUCCAUCAACUUAGCCGUAAGGUCUGUGGAAGCACCAGUGGGCAAGAGAGCUGCACAGACAGCACGUGUGGGGGUGCUGGUUGCCGUGACGAGCAGGGUCAGCUGAAGUGUGGUGGGGUUACCUGCAAUGGAACUGUGGGUACAUCUGUGAGAACUCUGAAGCUGGUCAAUGACAUCGCUGCCAACAUGUCCACUGCCAACGAUGAGCUGCAGAACGUUGCAAAGAAGCUGCAGGACAUUGAGAUGCUGAUGCAGGAAGUAAAAACCCAGGCAAAGGGGGCAUUGGAAAAAGCUCAGAAAAAUAAGGAGGACUUUGUGAACUCCAAUAAGAAGCUUAAAGAAUUCAUCCAGAAGAUCAGAGAUUUCCUGACUGAGGAAGGAGCUGAUCCAGGGAGCAUUGAGCUGGUGGCCCAGCAGGUGCUGGCCAUCUCGCUGCCCGUCAAUGGAGCCAACAUUGCCCGGGAAAUCAAGGACAGCAUCGCCAACCUGACCGACGUGGAGAAAGUCUUCAACACCACCUCCCAGCAGCUUCGCAUCGUGGAGGAGCUCCUGCAAAAUGCUCGUGAUGCAAAGACCCGGGCAGAAGGAGUGAAGGGGCUUGUCAAUGAGACGAAGAUGACAUUAGACGAUGCCAAGACAGCAGCAGAGUCAGCAGAGAAAGCUCUCAGAAAGGCUCAGAAGAACAUCAACAGUGCACAAAAUGCCACAGACUUGGAGAUGGAAAAUGUGGAGCAGAAAUUUAAAGAGCUUCAGAAAAAAGUGGAUGGUAUGAACGGAGGAAGUGGAGCCAUUGAUGAUAUUGACAAGAAACUGAAAGAUAUCAAGAAAGAUGCUGAGGACCUCCUCAAUAAAGCCAACAAUGGCAUGACCGCACUAGAUGAUCUCGAAAAGAGGUAUCGGAUCAAUGAGAAGAGGAUGCAGGAGCAAAGGGAUGAACUGGCUGAUCUGGAGCGGAAUGUCACCAGCAUCAGAGACAUUAUACGUGAACACGUGACACAGUACAACACCUGCAUUUUAUAAGUGAUCUUCAGAUCCGACACUUAUUUAGAUUGACUGACACUUCUUGAGGUCUUAUUUAGACCUCAGCCUCUGAUUCUUGUUUAAAGAGCAGCUCCAGAGCUCAAAGGCAAGGCUACUGAGAGGCCUUUUUUUCCCCGUGUUACUUUUGAUUUUCUAGAUGUGAAGAAAUGUACCUUGACUAUGUAUUAAAUAUGUUCAAAACUGCACGCAAACAAACUACAAAUUUGGCCUUUGAAACCAGAUUGAAUCUCCAGUGAGUUGAUUGGGUUUUUUUUUUGUUAACGAAAGGAACCAUCAACACACUGUCCUCCCUAGAUGUGACCUUUAGGACGAAGAAGUAAUCUAACCUGCUUCCCGUAAUGCCCAGAAAACUGCAGACACGGGCAAUGUUGUGGAGAUUUGCAAGACAAAAUGUAUCUUUGUAGCCCUAUAACUGUAUAAACGUGACACUUUACGUUUAAAGAACUAACAUAAAAGGGAUUUUUAUUGUUUUUUGAUCACUUAUUGACAGUAUGAUAUUGAGUGUAGAAUUCCUUUUUAUGCUUAAAAUGACCAUUAUUGAGUAGAACAUUGUAUUAAAGAAUAUCUCUAAAAAACAAGGAUGGAAAAACUUGACAGACAGACAGACAAAUCGUGUUCUGCUCAAAAAUGUAACAAAACCAGGUCCUGAUGAGAGUGAUUGUUUGCUAGAGUUAAUUUAGACUAAAAGAGUGCUAAAAAUCCAAGACUCCCACAGUCAGCACUUAUUGCCAUAAUGAAUAAUCUUUAUCGGGUAAAAAUACUGGGCUCUGUAUUCAAAACACUCAGGGACAGAUAUACCAAUGUACUGAGCCUUUUUUACAAGCCAUAAGCCUUUUACAAAUGAGUGGAGGAUGUACUGAACAAAAACAAUUUAAAGAAACCUUGUGUGAAGAUGUUUGGUCUUUGCAACUAAACCAUUAAUGACUCAUUGAUUCCGGAUAGUCCCGUUAGAAGUAUCAAAAAUGUGAUUUGUACUUACCAUAUCCUUUUGUAGUUAUACAAAGCCCAGAUAAGGAACAGGAGUUUAAUGUUCUAAAAUACAGCCUGGAGCCUCUAACCCAGAGAAGCUGGGCUAUGUUUCUCUCAGUGGCCUAUAGUAGUAGAUGUGGAAGUCUGGCACAUUCCACUCUGUGUUUCCCUGUGCCUCAUCUGCAGCCUCAUCUACAAUGAUGAAGGCGUAUAUUUCAAAUUUUCCAUUACACAGUUUUACCUGAUUAGUGAGAGCAAUGGAUGGCACACAUGUGCCACUACUCCUCUAGAUAAUUCUAAGCACAUGUAUAGAAUGACCUGCUAGCAUGUACUGUAAUUUAAAGAUAACAAUUACAAAUGUCAUUCAUCUUGAGUUACUCCAUUAGUUUUUUAUUCCUAAGAAUAAGAAUAGCUGUAUUUCUAACCAGCUGAAGGGAGAGACAGAAUAGUAUGGAAUCUCCAGCUACUCUUUAAUAAAAUGGUUUUUUUUUCCUUCCUUCCUCAUCAUCACUCGUGCCAGUAUAUGGCUGUGGCGAGACAGACUGGGAGAUUGCUCCCUGAACAGUCUUGUUUGUGCUCCACACUAUAACUACUACUCAAACCCAGACAGGAGCAGAGUAGUAGGCUAUGCAUGUCAGACCAUCCUGGUUACCCACAGGUACCAUGAUUUAUUUGGAGAGCUGGUGCAAAACUCAUGCGAAGCUUUGUUUGCUAAUAAGUUGCAACAUAUCGGUAUAUUGAGGCUCUUCUCGUUAAUAAAUGUACUGUAAGUAUAGAGGAUGUCUUGUUUAGUUUUUGAAUUGUCAUGGCACAAACACAGACUGCACUAUGUUUGGUCUGCAAAUGGCCCUUAAGUGCUUAGAUAUUUGAAGCAAUCGAGUUUUAGCUGCCUAAGUGUUUUGAAUAUAAGAACUCACUGACUUCAUAAAGCAGGAAGCUUUGAAUUACAUAUUUUUUCAAGAUUUCAAACAAACUGGGAGUGUCAAAAAGACUACAUUGGUUGGUCCUGUAACUAAUAAUCUGUUGAUAUAAAUGAUGUGUGAGAUGUGAGAGACUCAGAUCUUUCCUGUUUUUGAUUCUUUGUUUUGAUGCUUAUCUAAUGCUUAAUUACCUAUGUACUUAAGAUAAAAUGCAUAAAACUAGCCCAUUUGUUGCCUGCUGAAAAUAUGGUAGGUUUGCUAUUAAAUAUUACUUUUGUGAACUUCACUGCACUUUUUAAGAAACGAGCAUUUUUGAAAAUAAAAAAAACAAAAUCUUUGCUUUCUGCCAGAUUUUCAGCAUAGUAAUGCUGUCAUUUUGUAUUAGAUACUUUUUUAAAUGUUUUUUUUUUCCGGAACAGGUAAAUAUAUUUUAAAAUCGUUAGAAGAUACCUACAGUAUAAAAGUAGAUCAGGGAUUUUAAAGUAUGUUUCUAUAAUUUGAAAAUAUCCUUGGUCAGUAUUUUCGGGCGUUUUCUCCAUUAAAGUCCAUUAACCCCCUACCCAUGAUAGAAACAAUAAAUAAAUAUCUGCGCCUAUUUUAAAUGUGCAAAUUCCUUCUCACAUUACAUUAUUGCAGUCCUUAAUAAACCCAAUGGUUUGCACAAAGUGUCUUUCUGCCUUUGGUAAAGUGUAGAAAUAUAUGUCAUUUGAUGGAAUAAGCUCAGGUGUAAUAAUCAUGAUACCUUGAUAAUUAUGAUACAUAAUACUGUAUAUAAUUUAAAAACUAAUUAGAUAUCUGAUAACUAAAUAUAUAGUGUCCUUUAAAACAGUAAUUGUAUAGUUAGGAGUGAGAGGACGAAUUUUGAAGUGCUGUAUACCAUGCCCAAGCCUGUUUAAAACAUGUCACAAAUUUGUAUUUUCUAAUCAGACAAAUUUAGAUUUGGCUUCAGAAAUGUAUUGCAAAGACCGGAAUAUAACACCACACUUUUCUUAUUGUACUGUUACCUUUGCUUUUUCCUUUGUCCAAAAGCCUGUGAGUUCAUGUUACAAAGCUGCUAUUAAGUGAUAUGGUGGAGGAUAGACUGAUACUUAAUUCUAAAGAAGAGAGUUUCUCAAUGGUCAUUUUGGGGCACUUGAUUAGUUUCUGGUGCAAGCUUACCCGGAAGAAAAGUGGGUACUGAUUUAGCUGUUGAGAACUCCUGAGAAGAGAUUGUAAAACUGUAUGAUUGAAAUGGAGAUGCCUCCAAUACAAAGAAAAAGAAUCUCAGUUGUGUAUAUUCUCAGAUAUGUCUGUCUAUUACAUUUGUGCAUGAAUCCUCAGUUCUUGUCAUUGACAGAGAAACGUAUAAACAAUAAACAUGCAUUUGAUACGAGG